AUGUGUGAGCAAGAUCCAUUGAAUGGUGUGUGCAAAGAAUUAGAUCGAUUAACUCUAUCCUAUCUCACAAUACUCAACCAAUAUACCCAAGAUAGAGCAGCAAUCAGCAGUGAACUACAAAAAGGAUUCCUUGACUUGGCUCAUGCGAAAUAUACUAUGGGUGCCAAAACCAUAUCACACUUCUCCUAUGAUGAACGAAUGAAAGCACAAAUACAAAUGUAA
This is a messenger RNA of Halteromyces radiatus, 222 nucleotides long. RefSeq lists its product as uncharacterized. The record is from RefSeq and is a predicted model, not a curated record. Gene Ontology annotation, cellular component: extrinsic component of endoplasmic reticulum membrane; Vma12-Vma22 assembly complex. The transcript has 2 exons. Bases 1 to 222 code for a protein of 73 amino acids. Lineage: Eukaryota; Fungi; Mucoromycota; Mucoromycetes; Mucorales; Cunninghamellaceae. Gene Ontology annotation, biological process: vacuolar proton-transporting V-type ATPase complex assembly.